This is a messenger RNA of Aethina tumida (small hive beetle), 2516 nucleotides long. RefSeq names its product alpha-1D adrenergic receptor. Lineage: Eukaryota; Metazoa; Arthropoda; Insecta; Coleoptera; Nitidulidae. The coding region runs from base 419 to 1957 and encodes 512 amino acids. Gene Ontology annotation, cellular component: membrane. Gene Ontology annotation, biological process: G protein-coupled receptor signaling pathway. Gene Ontology annotation, molecular function: G protein-coupled receptor activity. The record is from RefSeq and is a predicted model, not a curated record. The transcript has 5 exons.
GGUGCUUCUGGCACUCCACACAGACUAUAACCGUAUGAAACAAAGCCGGAACCGUGGCCGAAAUAAAGAAAAACAACAACAACAAAAAGGAAUCCGCGUCGUGCCGUCGGGGUGGUGGUGUUUUGUGAAAGUGGCGCCGGAUCGGGCGUUCGAGCUGGCACCGAUUCGAUGUCCGUAAAAAAAACCCAAACAACCAACCGAACCAGAAAAGACAAAAAUUAGGUGAAUACUUUGCCCCAACAAGUGAAUCACACCAAUAUAUUAAUACCACAGCAAAAAUGAAGCAGAAAAACAUUAAGGAAGGCAGAAGCUAAAAACCCAGCGCGACCGAAAACACCACCGCCAGUAAUCCCAGACAAAGAGACCCAUCCAGAGAAGCCCUUUGUCCACCUAGUGGACAUUGUCGAAGAGAAACUAGAUGGAGUCGGAUUACCACUGGCUGGUAACCGCAGCCCUAGUAGCCUCAUCUGUAAUCGCCAUCACAGCCAAUCUCUUCCUACUUUUGGUGAUAUGUCGCAGACGAGGCCUACGUACUGUGCCCAACAGGUUCAUCAUCAACCUCCUGGUGACCAAUUUACUUUCCAGUAUUCUACUAAUACCACUGUUGUUGACGGAUCAAGGCUUGAACCUCGUCUCCAACACCACAUCAAUCACCAACUCAUCGGAGCUGCUCAUCAUAUCGGACGACUAUCGAGAGGAGGUGCUGGAGAAGAACGUGGUGGAGGAAAUAGUAGUGGACAACAGCUGCGACCGCAUCUUCCUCUGCUACUUCGCCCAAAGCAGCACCAACUUCGUCUGCACCGCCUCCAUCUUCAGCAUCCUCCUCAUAGGCGUCAACCACUACUUCGGCGUCAUCCACUCCCUGCGCUACCACUUCUACAUCAACAGAUGCAGAUCGACCAUCUUCAUCAUCACCAGCUGGGUGAUAGCCCUCCUGUGUUCCGUGUUGAGUACAGUGACUUACAGUGACAGCAUGUGGAGCUUCUGCCACAAAACGAGACAGUUGAGUGAACCAAUGCGCGUCAUCAACACGGUGUACGCCUUCACCUACUUCAUCGUCGUGAUCCUCGCCCCCUUCGCGGCCAUCUGCCUCAUAUACUACUGCAUUUACAAGGCGGCCCACCGGAACAGCGAACGCAUGAGAAAGUCGACGUCGAGCAGUGCCAAUUUGGAUUACAUACAAGUUCCUUCACCCUACACGGACCUGACGGAGAGAACGUUGCCCAAGGUGCAUUCCGCUCCCAAUUUCACGCACCUGGUGAAGCAGAGCAGUUUCAUCGAGUGCGAAACGCAGAACGCCAACAAGGUGCAGAGGACGGUCAGCGAGAGGAACACCAAUAACUUCAUCAACACGCUGAAGCACAAAAUCUCCAACGCCUCGGUGUUUAGGUACAGGGAGGAGACGAGGGCUGCCAAAAUCAGCCUGUUGGUGAUUUUUAUGGUGCUCGUGUGCUACGUGCCGUACGGCAUAACUUUGGUGCUCAGCUGCGAGUACGUUCAAGUCAAGCCGGGGCAAAUAUUCAACUACAUCUCGUUGAUACUCCUGGUUGUGUCCAAUGUUGUUUCGCCCUUUCUGUUCGGCUACAGGAACAAGAGGAUCAAGAGGGAAAUAGGCAAGAUCUUCGGUUUUGUCCAGUCCUCCAAUGUGAAUCGCAUUUCCGUGGUGGAGCGACAGAGACGGCCCAACAUCAUCAGGAAUCGCAGCUUCGAGGAGAUACACGAGAACUACGAUCAGUCGCCCAUUAGUGAACCGUUUCUGGUCAAGAACCGGCCCAUACCCGAAGUGGUGGUAACCUGCAAGCCGGAGAACGAGCGCAAGAGCAUUUUAAAGAAGUACACUUCGAGUUGGAGCAGUUACAAGAAGUGCAACUUCAUCACAGUGCCCGAAAGCUGCAUUAGCGGUGAGGCUAGGGGCUCGUUUUCCAGUGCCAGCACUCAAAUCUCCAAUGAGGAAUGAUGCAGGGAUGGCGGGAAUGUUUUGGAAGAAAUUCUCUCCGUUGAGGAUGAUUGAGGAUUGUAAAUAGAACACGUGGAAGAGUGAUGUUAGAUGAUUGAUGAUGAAUUUUUGGAGUAAUUUGUGUACAUAGGAGAAAAGGCUGAUUAGUUUUAGAAGGACGAUACUUAGUUUCGUGUUUUUAGAGUCGCCAUUGAGUUCCUAAACGUUACAAAGACAAUGUUACGUUUAUAUCAAACUAGAAGUAUUCAUUUCAGUUUUAUUUUUAUUUUUUAGACAUGUAUAUAGAUAGAAUAGGCAGCAUUUAUAUGUUGAACUAAACUCUCUUAAAUGUUAUUGACUGAUGUAUUAAUUGAACCUUAACAUGACUUAAAAACCAAAUAUUUAGUAUUUUUAUAUUAAAAGCAAACUUAGAGUUAGAAUCAUGUUGAUUUUGUUACCCAAAUUUUUGCGACUGUCCUUUAUUAUUACUAAAUGUAGUAAUAACUUUGUAAAUUAUGUGUAUUAAUUUAUUGUAAACUUGGCUGUGUCAAAACGGCUUAAUAAAAACAUAUUAAUUGUU